GGAAGUAUCCGGUUGGAAAACGUCGCUGCUGGAGACAAAGAGACCGGGGUAAUUUGGUUCCGGCCCAGAUGGCCUGUCAGUAGGAACUCCGCGGUUAGGAGGAAGGGUCGGUGGACACCGGCUGGGAGGUUUGUCCUUCCUUCCUGGCCGCGGCUGCCAUGAUCCCGAUUCCGCUGGUGGUGCUGGUGAUGGGGGGUUGGUGCGCCAUUUACCUGGCGGACACCUUGCUGAAGGUGAGGGCCCGGGCCCCUCCCCCUCUUGGUUCUCAUCUCGAGGAUCCUGGAGCUCAGGCAUCAGAUUCUUUGAAGACUUCUUAUGAAGAAUGGCUGACAUCUUAUGGAUUGAGCAUCUCCCCUUUUCACAUACGAUGGCAAACCCCUGUCUUCAAUCGCCUCUUUUACGAUUGGGGACGUUGGAAACCCAGGCUGCUUUACCAGUGGUUCAAUUUAGGAAUGGUCUUUGGAAUAAUUGCCAUGUUCAGUUCUAUUCUUCUUCUUGGAAAAACCCUGAUACAAACUUUGUCACAGAUGUUGACUGAAGUCCCUUCAGCUCAGAAUGAUAGGAUGCUACAAGUUGUGGUUCCUGGUGUAAAUUUACCUGUCAGCCAACUGACCUAUUUUUUUACUGCAAUCCUUAUUAGUGGUGUCAUUCAUGAAAUUGGCCAUGGGGUGGCAGCUAUCCGAGAACAAGUUCGAUUUAAUGGAUUUGGAAUUUUUAUCUUCAUUGUUUAUCCUGGAGCGUUUGUUGAUCUAUUCACUACCCACUUGCAACUUAUAUCUCCAGUCCAGCAGCUAAGAAUAUUCUGUGCAGGUGUCUGGCACAAUUUUGUACUUGGAGUUUUAAGUCUUGUGGCUCUCUUUAUGCUACCUGUAAUUCUUUUCCCACUUUACUACACUGGAGUUGGGGCCCUUGUUCUGGAUGUCACUGAGGACUCACCUGCUAAUGGACCCAGAGGCCUCUUUGUGGGAGACCUAGUCACCCAGCUCCAGGACUGUUCAGUUCAUAAAGUGGAAGAUUGGAAUUCCUGUCUGGGGAUCAUCUCCCAGGAGCCACAGAUUGGUUACUGUAUAAGUUCAACAACUUUGCAACAGUUAAGCUUCCCAGCCAGAGUAUACAAAAGGCUCGAUGGGACAGUUGAAUGCUGUAGCAACAACAGCCUCACAGAUGUCUGCUUUUCCUACAGUAAUAAUGUGGACACUCAUUUGUAUGCUUGUCUGCCAGCCCGGAAAACAAUUGAAGCUAAUCAAGUGUGUAGAAGUAAUGCAGAUUGUCAAAAGGACUUUAUUUCAAGUUUAUGUGUAAUACCGUCUUUGGAAAAUCAAACUCGAUUAAUUAGAGUGAAACACUCACCUCAGAUUGAUAUGCUGUUUGUAGGACAUCCGCUGCACCUUCAGUACACAGUGAGCCUCAGCAGUUUCAUCCCACGGUUCAACUUUCUAAGCAUUGAUCUACCUGUGGUAAUAGAGACAUUUUUCAAAUACCUGAUUUCACUCUCAGGAGCACUGGCUGUCAUCAAUGCUGUACCCUGCUUUGCUUUAGAUGGACAGUGGAUGUUAAACUCUUUUCUUGAAGCUACCCUUAGUUCACUGAUCAUAGACAAGCAAAAUAGAGAUUUGCUAGGAUUUUUAAUCUUGCUUGCUGGUAGUACACUUUUGGCUGCCAAUGUGGCCCUGGGACUCUGGAUGGUGACAGCCCGAUAAUACAUAUAUAUAUGUAUGUAUGUAUCUGGAGUCAUUUGACAAAAUCUGUGAGUUGUUACAAUGUGCCAAAAAAAAAAA
This is a messenger RNA of Vombatus ursinus (common wombat), 1778 nucleotides long. It is a transcript of the gene MBTPS2, whose product is annotated as membrane bound transcription factor peptidase, site 2. Gene Ontology annotation, biological process: membrane protein intracellular domain proteolysis; regulation of response to endoplasmic reticulum stress. The transcript is spliced from 11 exons. The record is from RefSeq and is a predicted model, not a curated record. Gene Ontology annotation, molecular function: protein binding; metalloendopeptidase activity. The coding region runs from base 159 to 1700 and encodes 513 amino acids. NCBI's taxonomy places the organism in Eukaryota, Metazoa, Chordata, Mammalia, Diprotodontia, Vombatidae. Gene Ontology annotation, cellular component: cytoplasm; membrane.